Molecule: messenger RNA, 2523 nt
Organism: Ciona intestinalis (vase tunicate)
Lineage: Eukaryota; Metazoa; Chordata; Ascidiacea; Phlebobranchia; Cionidae
Source: RefSeq, a predicted model, not a curated record
GAAAACAAACAAACCGAAAAUGGUGUACAAGUGUGUGAAGGCGUUUGUUUGUCCACGACUCUUUCAAAGCAAAGUACACUUCGAAUCCUAGUUAAUGUGAAGAAAAAUAAAUGGGUUCCGCUGCGAGCAAAUCUAAUGAUCUACAAAUUAAUGUGCCUCAACCAUCAGCAGGAGUAAUCCAAAAACCUGAGGCAAACAAUGAUGAAGAGAAUUUUCUUGAAGUUGGCGAUAACCCAACAGAGGAAGAAGAACCAGAAACAGGAUUUCCUCACAACUUUGAAAGAAAAUUGGUGCAACUUAAAACUACUGAAACACCUUGGGAGCCUAAAGAAACUCUUCAAAUAUUUGAAUUCUUAGUAAAGCGCUAUUUUGUGAGAUCAAGAAAGCGACUGCUGGAGGAAAUCAACAUUAUUGGUGACUUGAUGAUAAAACAUUCUUUUCUGGAUGUUUGUGUUCGUGUGUGGGAAUUUUGUCACAAUACUGAUGAUGAAAAUUUAAACUUUCGAAAAAAUAGGGCUUACCUUCAGAUGAAGUUGGUAUUGUUGAACUACAGCAAUAAAUGUUACAAUCUUUGUAAAGAAAGUUACAAACAAAAGACUUAUUUAAGAUGUUGCAUGAAGGAAUUCUCUAUACCAGACCUUGAUGUAAAACAACUAACAAAUCCAUCCAUGCGAUUUCGAAUUAAGAGCACAUUCGGUUAUUUAUUCAACUGUGUUCGGUUGUACAACAAAGUUCGUUUGAUUAUACGCGAGAAAGAAGGAGUGAAUUCUAUUUUGAAAUAUUACCAAUCAACAUACCUCAUAGUCAAAGCCAAUGUAAUGCUUCUAUUAGCAUUCUGUGUUGAUGAAAAAGAAAAUGAAAAAAUCAUUACAGGAACUGGUGUAUUAGAUUUUAUUAUUAAGUUGCUCUCAAGUGCACUUGCUUCAUCAAAUCAUGUUGCAAAGACAUAUGCAUUCUCUGCUACUGAAACGGUCAUGGGCCUGGACAAACUUGCAAUGAAUGAUAAUAACAAGGUGUCCAUUGUCAAUGCUGGCGUGUUGCCAUUAUUGGGCAAAAUGUUAGAAGAAAAUGGGUUAAAAGAAGAACAUAAUGUUGCAUCUCAUUGUUUGUGGACGUUAUCCUUUCAUAAAGAUAAUAAAGAUAAAAUCAGACAGGAACCUGGGAUACUAAAUGCAGUGUAUCGCAUACAAAGUGAUCCUUCUUCUGAGCCAGCUUCCAAACGCUCCAGUGAAGGUAUACUGUUUAUACUGGAUGAGCAAAAGCAUGUGAACUUACAAGUUGAGAUGAAUGAAUCACAGCAUGUUAUGAUAAGCUAUCAGUGGGAUGUUCAACCAAUGAUGCUGCAGGUGCGUAACAAGUUAAAAGAAAACAAGUUCAAAGUUUGGAUCGAUGUGGAUCGUGUUGAAGGAUCCAUCUUAUCAGCGAUGGCUGAUGCUGUUGAGAACGCAUCGGUGGUUGUUGUUGCUAUGAGUGAAAAGUAUAAGAACAGCAAUCCAUGUCGGACGGAAGCGGAAUACGCAUACAAGUUACAGAAGCCCAUUGUACCACUACUUCUUGACGAAAGCUACAAACCUGAUGGUUGGCUUGGUGCAUUGGUUGGCAUGCAAAUGUACUUCAAUUUCAGUGAUGCAAGCUUGUUUGAAGCAAAUUGUCCAAAGAUGAUAAAAACAAUUUCUUCGAAAGUAUACAAGCAACCAGAAAAGAACUUGUCUGUUAUUGCGGUGGAUGCAAAACCUCCAUCCGCCUUGCGUGAUAGUUCAAAAUUAUCAACCGAAAAUACUCGUUUGGAAGAUUGGGGAGUAACAGAAGUAUCUGAAUGGGCAAAGAAAACAAAAAUAGAUGGAUUGCAGUCUGCAAUGUCAUAUUUUGAUGGUGUAGCUCUAAUGCAGUUAAACAAACUCAUGCAAAGAAGCCCAGACAUUUACUACAGUAGCAUUAGAAAUGAUCUGAAGCUUAGCCUUCUACAAGCUUUACACUUGACUUCUGCACUUGAACAGUUGUGAUCGUAGCAGUUUUAUAACUUAUAUAGUUGGAUGGUGGAAGACGGGACACCUUCAGCACAUAAUAUCCUGACUGUGUUUUAUGCAAGUAACAAAGGCCUAUGGGAGUUGUAGGAAUACGGAUUUAUAACUUUUUGAAUGCAUUUUGUUUACUAUUGAAUGGAUAGAGAAAAUAGAAUAGAUAGGUGUCCCAUCUUCCCCCACCCGACUAUACUUAAUACUGUAUUUAGUAGCAUUUUUUGUACAAUCACUGUAUUUUAUUUCCUCGUGCACUUAAACCAUCAGUAUUGAAUUGUCACCACACUACCAAUUUAUCCCGUCACUGUUUUAUAAAUCUAUGAUAGUAAAGCAUCAGGUAAUAUACAAAAUAAAGAUCUUUAAUAGUUAAAUGCAAUAAGUAAAUGUACGUUGGUAUGUAGCUCUGUGAUACAAAUUUACUAUCUGUACCAUGUUUAUAAGCAUACAUUUAAAAUGGUUUACAAGGAGAUAUAUAUACAGUGCAAAUAAAUAAGCACAGUGCGUA